Candidula unifasciata is the source of this 510-nucleotide messenger RNA. Lineage: Eukaryota; Metazoa; Mollusca; Gastropoda; Stylommatophora; Geomitridae. The record is from the annotation of a GenBank genome assembly.
AUGCACGUAGUCAACUACAGCUCCAAGUUUGCAGACGUCAAAUCUGCAAUGUGUCAACCAAAUGGCUUGGCUGUUCUUGCCUUCUUCUUUGAGAUUGACAUAAACCCUAAUCCUGCAUACACGGAAAUUGUCAAAAAAUUGCCUGAAAUUACCGAACCAGGUUCCAGAACAAAAAUCACUACUAUUCCCCUAAAGAGACUUCUGCCCACAGACCUACAGCAUUUCUACCGGUACGAGGGCAGUCUGACGACACCUCCUUGCAACGAGACGGUCACCUGGACAGUGUUUAAGACGCCGGUUCAAAUCUCCGAGGACCAGAUUUCCAUUUUCCGCUCUUUGAAAUCAUCUGACAUCGACCCAGAGACAAAUACAAAUUAUCCUUUGGUCAACAACGUGAGACCGCUGCAAAGUCUCAACGAUCGAGUGGUCUACGCCAACUUCACAACCAUUCAACCAGUCAAGAAGAAAAGUUUGCUUCAGCGGUGUCGCUGCUUCCAGCCUGCAGACUGA